AGGUGUGGCGAACAGAAAACAGACACACAGGUGCAAAGGAGGAGAGGAAGAAGAAUAAAACAAUUCAGAAAACCUGAGGUGCUGUUCCUGGAUUCGGUUUGGGCAUUGACCGACACAGGCAAAAGAGGAAGAGAGCAAGAUGGCUGAGGUUCCAAAGAUUGAGCUCUUUGUUAAGGCCAGUGACGACGCUGAAAGCAUCGGGAACUGUCCGUUCUCCCAGAGGCUCUUCAUGAUCCUGUGGCUGAAGGGAGUCAACUUCACCCUCACUACGGUUGACAUGAGGAGGGCCCCAGAUGUGCUGAAAGAUCUGGCUCCUGGAUCUCAGCCUCCUUUUCUUCUCUACAACAAAGAAGUGAAAACAGACACCAACAAGAUCGAGGAGUUCCUGGAGGAAACUUUGGCUCCACCACAAUACCCCAAACUGUGCUGUCGAUACAAAGAGUCCAACGGUGCAGGGGAAGACAUCUUCAGGACGUUUUCUGCGUACAUUAAAAAUCCCAACCCUGGWUUGAAUGACAUGCUGGAGAAGAAAUUCCUGACCACUCUGGUGAAGCUGAACAGGUACCUCGAGACGGCCCUGCCGCACGAGCUGCAGAAGAACCCAAAUGAAGCUGAGUCUAAACGUUUGUACCUGGAUGGAGACUCCUUCACCCUGGCAGACUGCAACCUGCUUCCCAAACUCAACAUCGUAAAGGUGGUGUGCAAGGAGUACCGUAACUUUGACAUGCCCAGAGAACUCAAAGGUCUGUCACGUUACCUGGAUAACGCCUACAAGCAGGACGUGUUUCGAUACACCUGCCCAAACGACUCAGAGAUUCUCAUCGCCUACAAAUCUGUGGCCAAAUACCUGACCAAAUAGAUCGACAAGGAGUGAUCAGGCAACUG
Molecule: messenger RNA, 885 nt
Organism: Austrofundulus limnaeus
Lineage: Eukaryota; Metazoa; Chordata; Actinopteri; Cyprinodontiformes; Rivulidae
Gene: clic3
Product: chloride intracellular channel 3
Exons: 9
Coding region: 140-859 (239 amino acids)
Source: RefSeq, a predicted model, not a curated record